GCACCAAGGAAGACUACUGGUGUAGACGCGCUGAUACGUAGCUAGCUGGAGCUGUAGGGGACUUCACCCAGUUGCGACAUCAACAAUUUCGAAAUCGUUUAGUAACCGAGUGUUUUUUGUUUUGAACAACAACCAGUUUUGUGGUAACGGUAGAGGCAAUACUGCAUCUACAGACGUAGAAACGGUCCUCCAAACUGACUAGAAACAUCAUGAUUGAAUGUUCUCUUCCUCGACUGCUGCAAGUGUUUCUUAGCUAUCGUGAUGGAAAAGGGAAUUCUCUCUGUUGAUGAAGCUACACAUUGUGAAUCUUCAUGCUUAAUACGUCUUUCAAAAUUUUGGGAGGAGUUUGAAUCUACAUCUGAUAUAAUAAUAAUCGGGUUUGAUAUUACUCUACCGCAAAGUGGAAAGAGCAGAAAUUCCCAAACACUGAGUGAAGGGAUUCCUACAGUGAGUGAAGAGAUUCGAACCUGGAGAGAAAAACAACGGAAAUUACCAGAACAAUUUGUUUUUUUCUUCUCUUUCUUGGUUCUCCUUUUACGGUUGAGAUCUGCUGUACUUGAGAAAGCCCUUAAGCUCUACAAUCCAGUGUUACAGCGAUGCUCAAGUGACAUUCACUGUCUCUCGCCAUUAGGAAGUUUUUCGUGGAUCAUUGAACAUUAAACAACUUGUAAAGCAAAGUGUAAAAAGUUUUAUUUGAAUUCGCUUUGUAGAUAUAAGAACAUAUUAAAAUAGACACCAAUUAACUGCAGGCACAUGUCAUGUAAAUAACGCACACGCAUAAGAAUUUUACACGGCUGCUCUUAUAUUAUUCAAACAUUCAUAAAUAUUUUUUGCGAUUCAUCAUUGUAAAAACAAAAGUAAAUAUGUUGUCAUAUCAUGACGAAGUGGACAAAGCGUCUUCGAUAUAUAAUGAUGCACGGAAGAAGCUUCAGUGUUUUAAGGAUAUAACAGCAGAGUCCCUGCAAGUGAAAAAAGAAGAAACAACGAGUCGCCUUCAGAAUCUGUUAAAAAUGAGUGAAAAUGAAAAUAAUGUCAUCAUCAACAAAGAUAAUGGUAUUAUGAAUAUAUCAAUAAGUGGAAGCAACAACUCAUUGGUAGUGGUCGACAGCAAAGGGGCUAAGAAGCCCCUUUCUAACACGUAUGUUACCCCUCCUGGAAUGGAACAGGAGGUACUGAGAAGGGCAACCUUCAAAACAUGGCCGCACAGCGCCCCUGUGUCUGCUGGAGCACUUGCACGCGCUGGAUUCUUCUAUAAGGGUUCGGAGGACAAGGUCGAGUGUUUUGCUUGCCGGGGGCAGAUCAGGGAGUGGGAGUAUAGCGACACUGCUAUGGGAGAGCACAAGAAGCACUUCCCUAAAUGCCCUUUCGUCCGUGAUAUAAACUACAAGAAUGUUCCUAUUGAUGCGUCAAAUCCACUGUCGGGUUCAACAGAACAGCGGUCACAGGAAAAAGCAGCUGGGCUCUUUAACGCCGGCCAGAGUGAAACCAAGAAGAAUCAAACAGGGAAGAAAGCAUCUGGGAAGCCAUCCAAGGCCGAUGGCUUUGAGGAGAAUAAGAAAACACACCAAGGAAAGCCGACACGACAACCGACAAUGGACUCGGCAGAACAUGAAACAAAGCUGACUUUCCGAAGUGAGUACAAGCGUCUUCUGUCUUUUCAAAACUGGCCAAGAGACAGCCCCGUGGUCCCGAGGGACCUGGCAAAGGCUGGCUUCUACUCUUUGGAGAAGGAAGACGUCGUCCAAUGUUUUGCCUGCUUCGGGAAGAUCAACCGAUGGGAACAAGGAGACGAUGCUCAAAAAGAGCACGAGAAGCAUUACCCGAGCUGCCCGUUUGUGUUGGGGUUUGAUGUGAAAAACGAACCCAUCUCGGAAUUGCAGAGAGUCCAAGCAGAAUCCAUGAACUAUCGAUUUCCAUCAGAAUUUGAGCCUGCAUUGCAGAGAUUUGCUAAGCACAUGGAACCAGCCCUUCCUCAGACGGCCAAGGUGAGGAGCAAGUGGGUUGAAGGAGCCUCUGCUAAGGAGCCUGUAGUUCCACAGCCCAAGUUCCCCCUGUACACUGGAGAGAACAAAAGGCUGUCGACAUUUGACGUGGGUUGGCCUGGAGUGAGAGGAAUCACACCCCAUAAUCUUGCCAGAGCUGGCUUCUUCUACACAGGCGAGGGCGACAGCACCAAGUGUUUUUACUGCGGUGGUGGCCUGAAGAACUGGGAGUCAACAGACGAACCAUGGACAGAACACGCCAAGUGGUUUCCAGCGUGUGCCUGGUUGGUGCAGCAGAGGGGGCAAACAUUCGUCACCUAUGUCAUACGCAACUUCCCUGUGGAUUUUGCUCUUGUUCAAAGGACGCUUGCAAAUAAGGAGAGACAGGAGGCUCGAUCGGCGCUCAAACCCAAGACACCAGCCCCUCCAACAGCGGCAGCGGCCCGUCACUUUUCUUCAUCUGCCUCUGCACACCAGGAACCGGAGGAGGAAGCAGGGGUACGUUUCAAACAACCGAGGGUCAACAAGCCGAGCAUCAAGAAACAGUCACCUCUUGAUACAGCAAUGAGUGGCCGAGUAACAACUCGUGUUCUUGAAAUGGGCUACGACCCUCACUUUGUUAAGAAAGUCGUGAGGCACCGACUGCAGACACGCGGGGUAGAAUUCGAUACGACAAAUGACUUGCUGGAAGCCGUUUGGCAGGCGGAAGAAAGCGGAAUGACGUUACCAUCUUCAGACGAUGAGGAACCAGCCGGAGGAACCGUCGAGAAAUUCAUGAGUGAGAUGCCAGAGAAGAAAAGGCAGAGCGGCCACAGGGAGGAAGAGCUUGAACGACUCUCGGAACAGAUGGAAGAAAUUCAGAUUAGAGCGGGUCCAACGGGGGCCUCACCUGAGAAUAGAGGCAGGACGAAUAGAGUCUUGGAACGUCAAAUGUCUCCUACACAAUUCGAAGAAGAAAUCGAGAGACUUCGGGAUGAGAAGUUGUGCAAAGUAUGUAUGGAUGAAGAUGCCAACACGAUUCUCAUGCCCUGCAAUCACUUUGUUUUGUGCAGCUCUUGCUCGGAAUUACUCAGAGAUUGCCCAAUAUGCCGGAAGCCAAUCAGAGAAGUUGUAAGGGUUUAUAAGUCGUAAGGUGUGACUGCCUUGGCAGUUACGUAAACCUUUAGGGCCAGUUCAUACUCGCUGCGAGCACACACCCGACAAUGCGGGUCUUGUUUUAGCUGGAUAAUAAUUAGUCGCUGUUUUCACGAAGAGCCACAUAUGUCCAUUUGCUUGAUUGAGAUUUACAUUUUGCAAUGUGCUUCGCUUAAAACUGCAAAAUCUGCAGUUUAAAAAUAAUAUACAGAAUCCUCAUAUGAAUCUGUAUCUGUUUAAGCUAUCCAUUGACUUGCUACACCUUGAAAUGUAUUCGCUAAUUAGGGAAUAUAUUUCAAGACCGCCAUAGUAAUUAUCAAGUAUCAAACAGAGGAAAGUGACUGGGUAACAACUUUUAAAUAGUUUGAGUUUGAACAGAGGAAGGGGACCGCCCAACAUAGGGCUGGAUAGCUCAGUUGGUAGAGCGCCGGUGCGUUAAUCCGGAGGUCGUUGGUUCAAGUCCUGCUCCAGUCAAUUUUUCUUUGUUCAAAUGCAUAGUAAUAAGUAGCAAUCUGUCAUAAUUGGCUUUUUGUGAAACCUUAAAAAAAAGAUUUUUCCCUACAUUUUUCUGUUGCAAUUUUUAACAAUGCAUUUCGUGUGCUUGUGGCUCCUCAUGAAAAGGCCCCGUCCUGUAUCAGAAUGAAAAACAAAAAAUCUGCUAAAGAUAUGAAGCUCACUUUGUGGAAACGGUAAAAAAAUUGUAUACAAACAUGCCAUAUAAUUGACAAGUACAUGUAUAAUAAACUUACACGUAUACACACACACGUAUUGGACUGUUGUAAUAAUAAUAUGAAUAAAACAGCAUUUGUAUAUUACAUUCUGGAUCACAGACCCCCUCGAGGCACUUUACAAUUUUAAAAAGCUAUAAUAUUUGCAAAGAUUCACUGCAGACAAAAUUAACGGGUCAGUUGUAUAAACAUAUUUAAAUGUAAAACACAAAAACUAUAGUAAAGAAAAAAUGGCUCCACUCAAAACCUGGCCAGAAAAGUAACAAGCUUAGAGUUUUAAUUUUUGUUUUUACCCAUACACCGAUGUUCGUUAGCACUGGAGCAGUGUCUUACAGUACUUAAGUGUCUUACUAGAAAUACCGAGAUUGCCCGGUAGCUAGAGGCAGUACUGAGUAUACCUGUGCUAACACAUCGAUGUAUGGGUUCAGCUU
Messenger RNA from Asterias rubens (European starfish), 4275 nucleotides. RefSeq names its product E3 ubiquitin-protein ligase XIAP-like. Gene Ontology annotation, biological process: negative regulation of apoptotic process; positive regulation of protein ubiquitination; regulation of cell cycle. Gene Ontology annotation, molecular function: cysteine-type endopeptidase inhibitor activity involved in apoptotic process; ubiquitin protein ligase activity. The coding region runs from base 864 to 3113 and encodes 749 amino acids. The transcript has 7 exons. Lineage: Eukaryota; Metazoa; Echinodermata; Asteroidea; Forcipulatida; Asteriidae. The record is from RefSeq and is a predicted model, not a curated record. Gene Ontology annotation, cellular component: cytoplasm; nucleus.